Molecule: messenger RNA, 4697 nt
Organism: Pseudoliparis swirei
Lineage: Eukaryota; Metazoa; Chordata; Actinopteri; Perciformes; Liparidae
Product: ETS-related transcription factor Elf-2-like
Exons: 9
Coding region: 1297-3471 (724 amino acids)
Biological process (GO): regulation of transcription by RNA polymerase II; cell differentiation
Cellular component (GO): nucleus
Molecular function (GO): sequence-specific DNA binding; DNA-binding transcription factor activity, RNA polymerase II-specific
Source: RefSeq, a predicted model, not a curated record
UAAUCACAACAUAAACAAUAAUAAUAAUAAUAAUAAUCACAACAUUAAUAAUAAUAAUAGUGGAAUCCCAUAUAUUGUGAAACUGUGACAGUUAUCAAACUAAAAUUAAACGUGCAUGAUGAUACAACCUCUAAGGCCUCAACAUAAAAAAUAAAAAAACUUAUUAAACAAUUAAAAUGGAUAAUAACCGCUUUAAUUAUGUACAUCUCUCAUUUUAUUACAUUUUGACGUAUAUAAAUAAAAAAAUAUUAUAUUUUUGUGUAUUUGGAAAGUGUUAUUUGGAGUAUAUGGAUCGUUUUACGGGGGGAAAGAAGAAACCCUCACUUUGAGAACACUUACAUCUGCACUCAUCUGGUUUGUUUUCCUUGAUAAAGAACUUAAAGGAAUCAGUUUUGGGCAAUCAGAUAAAUGAUUUUUAUCAGACUAAUUAUUUCAGACUUUAACGUAAUGUUUAAAGGCUCAUUAUUCCAAACUUGCACCUUUUGGGGAUUUAGUUAUAGCUUCCUGAAUGACUGUUGACCUUCAAAGCCUAACAUGUGUUCAUGUGUUGGUUGUAUUUGCUGCCAUUUUACUUAUUAAGACUAAUAAUGAAGUAUUCCAGAAUAAACUGUGACAGUUUCAGACACUGUAGCAGAGUGUUAAAACUCAACCACAUGAACAUAACGAAGCAACUAAAUGACAUAGAACUUGCCUGUGUGUGUGUGUGUGUGUGUGUGUGUGUGCGUGUGUUAUUUGCACAUUGUGUCACCAUCACUGUGCCUGUGUGUAUUGGGAGAGGGCACGGCACAAGGCAGGGCGUUGUGUCCUUACCAGCAGCCCCAGACACUUGGAACAAAAGCUCUGUUGUUGGAAGAUCAUGUGACUGUGUGUGUGUGUGGGUGUGUGUGUGGGUGUGUGUGUGAGUGUGUGUGUGUCCACCCUUGUCAUGUGAUCUGAGUUUAGGGCAGGGUCUGAGAAGAAGUGCUGACUGGCUCUCAGAGGUUCCUUCCACCCAGGGAACAGGCAGGCAGCAAGCAUGCAUGCAGAGAUAAGAGAUGGACGUACCAGACGGAGGAGGAGAUGUGAGAGAGAGAGGGAGAGAGGGAAAGAGAGAGAGAGAGAGAGAGACCGGUGCAGAAAGAAGUCCCGUUGCUUUCUCUUCACGAGGUUCUCCUUCUCCUCGUCUCUUUGUGGAUUUGUAAACGGCAGCCAAGUAAAGAUGCAAGUCUGCAACUUUUCUACAAGGGGCCUUUAUCCACCGAGCUGGUGGGAGUCCACCAGACGGAGGUGCUGCCCAUCCCCCGAGGAGCAUGAGUCAUGACCUCGGUGGUGCUGGUCGACACCGGCGGGACGGCGGUGGAGUACGUCACGUUGGAAGAGGGGGACUCCCAGCAGGUGGGCCGACACCAGAGUACCACCGCAGUUCACCUCGCCCUCCUUUUUCUUGGAAACUCGCAACUCUUUCGUCCCCCCCCCACUCUGCAGGAGGAGGGCGAGUGUGAGCUGGACCUGGAGUUCGAGGGAGAGGUAGAAGGCGAAUGCGAAGCCGAGGAGGAGGAGGAGGAGGAGGAGUAUGGAGAAGCGCAGGAGGCCGAGCGCUACCCGGCGGUCGUGGUGGAGGAGGUGCCCGGAGCCGGGCUGGCCGACGAGCGAGGUUACCUGGCCCGGGUGUUCGUGUGUAACGACGAGGCGUACCUGAUGCAGGAAGUAGGCGACGAGCAGGAGGUGGAGACCGGAGGGGAGGCAGUGGAGGCUUCUGUCCACGGCACCAGUCUCCACUGCUCUGACAAGACCUUCGAGGCGGCAGAGGCUCUGCUGCGCAUGGAUUCACCUUCCAGCCUCAGAGGGGACCGCAGCCCAGACGUUUUCAUCCCGCCCUACAUGGUGACGCCAGACUUCCUCCACGCAGCCAUGCGCCCCGACAUGAUUUCAGCAACGGAGGUCGAGAUAUCGACGGAGGAGUGCUGCGAGGAGGAGGAGGAUGAAGAGGAGGAGGAGGAGGAGGAAGAAGAUGAUGAUGAGGAGAUGGUCACUUUGCAUGAAGAACCAGAGCCAGGCCACCAGCCCGUCAGGAAGAGGAGAGCCGGACGGAAGCCGAAGACGCACCAGUCCGUGUCCGACGGCUCCCCGGACCUCGGCAUCAAGAGGAAACCCAGAGAAGGGAAAGUGGGCAGCACCACCUACCUGUGGGAGUUCCUGUUGGACCUGCUGCAGGACAAGAGCACGUGUCCCCGGUACAUCAAGUGGACGCAGCGGGAGAAAGGCAUCUUCAAGCUGGUGGACUCGAAGGCCGUGUCCAAGCUGUGGGGGAAGCACAAGAACAAGCCGGACAUGAACUACGAGACCAUGGGCCGGGCGCUCAGAUAUUACUACCAGCGUGGCAUCCUGGCCAAGGUGGAGGGCCAGCGGCUGGUUUACCAGUUCAAAGACAUGCCCAAAAACAUCGUGAUCAUCGACGACGACAAGGCGGAUGUGCCGCCGCCGCCGCCCUGCACCCGCCACGGCGACCCGAUCGGCUCGGAGGCCGUCGCGUCCUACGAGCGCGUGCCGACGCCAUCGUCCGACGCGCCGCCGCCCGCCGAGCUGUCGCUCUCCAAGAAGCCCAACAUCUUGCGGGGCGGCAACCGCGCCUCCGCGCUCCACGCCACGGGCAGCAAAGCGGCGGCGGGAGGCGGGGCGGCGGCGGCGAUGAUGGCGGGGCUACCGAGGAUAGUGUCCGUCUCGGCAGCGCUGGACGGGAGUCGGCAGUCGCACACGGCGAUCAUCCCGACUGCCAGCGGGCCCAGGACGGUGCGACUGGCCAUGCAGGUGCCGGUCGUCAUGACGACGUCACUGAGUCAGAAGAUCUCCACCGUCGCCGUGCACCAGCCGACGGGGGCGACCGGCCACACGACCCUCCUCGCCAACGCCGGGAACAACGGCUCGCAACAGAAGGUUGUGAUCCAGACCAUCCCCACCAUGGUGCCGGCUACCGCCGAGAACGGGGACAAGAUCACGGUCCAGCUGGCGAAGAUCAUCACCAUCCCGGCCCACCAGCUGGCUCAGUGCCACCUCCAAACCUCCACGGGCGCCAACAAGUUCUGCUCGCCGGCCGGCCUCAGCCUCCUGCGCAGCCCGCUGACGGUCCGCGCUCUGACGCCCGUCAACGUCGUCGCCCCGGGAACGCAGGUGAUGAGGCUCACGCUGCCGACGCAGGCGCAGCAACAGACUCUGGUGGUGACGCAGGCGGGCGGCGGCGCGGUCACCGUGUCGACGGCGCCCCAGGCGAUGACGGCGCACCCGCGGAUCCUGAGCGGCAUCAUCAACGGCUCGGAGCUGGUGAUCGGAGGCGCGGCGGCGGUGGAGAAGCUGAAGGCGGCGGGGGUCCAGGUCCAGACCGUGCAGCUGGCGGUCCACCAGCAGGGCGCCAACGCGGUCCAAUCGGGCGCCCCGGACGCCGAGGUGGUCGUCAAACUGGAAGCGCCCGACGUGAAGAUCGAGCCCGAGUGUUGAGUCGCUCUCCACCAGCAGCGGUCUGAGAGACUAAAGACUCCCGGGAGGCCCGCUUUUUAAAGUUUUUUUAUUUUUUACAUCUUCUUUGUUGCUAUUUAGAACUUUUACUGAUCCAAGCCCGGUCCUCCAGAACCACACUGAAACCUCAGAGGGACCAACCUCCAUCACUACAACGCACGCUUUCUGAACGGAUGACGAAAACAACCCUAAAUACAAACAAACAAAAAACGCUGAAACACUAAAAAAAUGAGGCAAAUUCUAGAGAAAUACACAACGAGUGUGUAGCGAAACUUUUGUAGAGACCGUUUAUUAUAAUUCAGCCACUUCAGACGUUUAAACCAGCAACUUCUUAUUUUUUAUUUUUUUUAAUAGCACUGUGCAGAUCAAGUGGGCGGGGCUACCAGAGUGAGACGAGAGAGUGAGACAGAAGCUCAAAGAAGGAACGGCAUCGGACAGAAUAUGAUCAUGUAUGUACAUAUUUAUAUAUAUGUACAUUUAUAUAUAUAUAUAUAUCUCUACUAUUUGCAGUUUACGGAGCUAAAGUUAACAGCCUUAGAUUUUAAUUUUCUUUUUUCAUGUAUUGUCUGAACGGUAAGCUGAAUUAUUUUUUGUGUGUGUUUUGAUACCUUGUACCAAGCACAGUAUUAUUAUUAUUAAAACUAGGUGAACUAAUAUUUUUUUAUUAAUUCCACUGUCGCUAUCGGGCUUCAUGUCGAUGAUGCAGCUUUUUGACUGGAGGAAAACCUCGAGACCAGAAUUCAAACUACCCCGACUCGAGGAUUUUGGCUAUUUCUUUGUUUUUAAUUGUUUUUGUUUGUUUUAUUUCACAACUCUACACAGAAAUGCAAAGGAAUGCGACUCGGAGCUGCUGGUUGCCAUGUCAACAUAGGAAUGUAUGAACUAGGAUCAAUACUUAUUGAAUCAAUUAUUUUAAUUAUUAAAAAAGUGAAGCAUUGAAAUUACAAGUUUAUGCAGCAAAAAAAAGCUGCAAAAAAUAUAAAACCACUGGAUCCAAGGUCAAAUACCCAGCAUGCAUUUUAUUUUGAUUUUUUUACUGCCUUUUUGGCCCUGCCACAUUUCAUAAUUAUUCUUGUUUUUAUCUGAAGAGGAUGGUUUGUGUUCAGACUGGACUGUUUCUAUAUUCAACAUUUGAAAGUAUAUUCUAUUUUGUUGUACUCUUGUUUCAAAGUGUAUUAAAGUAGAUUUUACUGAUAUAAAAAAACAUU